ACUUUGUACGUUUUGCAAAAUAAUCCCUGAUAGCCGUUGGAUUUUCACAGACAGCCAUCGCAUAGGGGUUUGGGUUUUCUCUCUCGCGGCGCCGUCGACGACCUCAUCGCCGGCGCCGCCGCGCACGUGCUCCGGUUGUCCCAUCCCUGAGCGGAGGGAGAUUCAAGCCGAGGCGGCGUACGGUGGCGGCGCCGACGGCGACCUCGGUGAUCCGACGCCCGCGAUGGUCGCUUGCCCUAGCCGCCGGGCUGCCGCCGCCGCCGCCGCCGCCGCCUGAUACCCCCAUCAGCUUACCCGACACGACAGUCCUCCCCCGCAUCGCCCGCGGCCAUCGCCACCGCCUCCAUCUGCUCAGCGCGUCACCUCCACGGCGCCUCCCUUCCCCCGCCGCCGCCGCCUCAGUCCUCCUCCCCUCCGCCGCCGGUGCCGCCGCCAAAAUCCCCCACCGCGCGCGCGCCACCUACUCCCUCUCCCUCUCCACCAGGUUCAGGCGAGGUAGUGAGCCCUAAUCCUAAGCCCUCAUUCCUCUCCCCCACCGCGCCGGCAUCAGCUCCACCCCGUUGUCACAAGUCUCCCCCACUGCUGGCAUCAGCGUCCUCUCCUCCCCUGGCUCCUCGUGUCCACGCCGCCUGCGGCUGCGCCAAAGUCCAAGGCGUCUAGGCGUCUAGCCCCGCUCGCACUCGCCAGGCCACACACCAUCUCCACUCUCCUGAACGCAGCAGCGUCCCCAGCCCCUGCCACUGAGGCGUUGUACUGCAUUGCGGACCUCAGGAGCACGGCCGCCACGCAGAUGGAAGCCCUCGAAGCGCUGCCGCGGCUAUGCCCAUCUCCCUCUCCCGCGCAUCCAAGGUGAACUUAUUUGGAAGAUUCCUUGUGCGUUUAUUACAUGUUUCGUAGGAAGAUGGCAUUAAUCAACUAGCCAGCUAAUAACAGAGAACAUGUUCUUGAGGUUGCCAGCGUGCAAUUCAAUGCUAAAGCAGUUAAAAGAGGAUCACAGUCAUCCAUCUCUUUAAGAUAUGAUGUUCAUGGGAAAAGUCUGAAGCGGGAAAACCAAUCCUGAAGCUACUAUGGAGGAAGUCACUGAGGAGAAAACUAUAUAUUUAAGUUGAUUGUUUCUUUUGAAUGUCGGGCAAGCCACUACACUGCCUGAGCCAGAGAUAAAAGCAUAUGAUGUGCUCCGGUACAUUCAUGCUGUAAAGGACACAUUCCCAGACCAGCCCUAGAAGCUUGAUGAGUCAUCAUAAUUUUGCUUCAUUUCAAGAGCAAGAGGUGGAAUUACUCACGUAUGUCGGGUACAAAAUACAUGAACAUCCAUGUAAAGAUCAUUUUCAGUGGGUAACAAGCCCAAGUGCCCAACUAGUAUAUGGAAAAAUAAAUUAUCCAAAUCUAUGGAUCAUAUGCACGAUCAAGACUUCUGAAACGACCUUGGAGAGCAGCUGUACAAUUGAAGAUAUUAAUCGAUUGGAACUGGAAGGUUAUAGAUGUGCAAAACAUCGGGUUCUACUUCCUCUGUCCCAAAAAAAGUGAAUCUAGAACGGGAUGUGACAUGUCCUAAUACAACGAAUCUAAACAAUCACAUCCAGUAUUAGGUUGUUUUUUUUUGAGACGGAGGGAAUACAUUAGUGGUUUAGAGUGUGUUUGAGUUCCAAGAAUGUGUAUAUACACAAAAUAAUGUGUUUUACACUAUGAGAAUGUCUGAUAAAUAGUGUGCUUCACACUGAGUGUGUCUCAGUUGCAAGAAUAUGUACGCAAAAUAAUGUGUUCUACACUAAAUCACUAACGUGUGUCUGAGUUGCAAGAAUAUGUACGCAAAAUAAUGUGUUCUACACUAGGAUGUCUGAGUUUCAUGAAUAUGUGCAAAACAAUGUGUGCACAACACAUUGUUUCCACCGCCCACUACACAAGUGUACUAGUAGUAUAUAUGCAGUAAAAACACUUUCAACUUUUUCUCACUAAAAGUUAUUGACAGUAACCAUCCAUGCCUAGAUUAUUUUUAAAUUUUCAACUUUGUAAUUUAGAUUUUCAAUUGCCAUCUCUUUUUUUUCUCUCUGCCUUUCCUAACACCAUCACGACUCCGACUCCGUAGAGACGCCGAGUUCGCCACGAACUCGGCCAGCGCGCGCGGCCUCAUAAAUCUGGGCGCGCGCGCGCGGCACGGCGCCGCGACACGAACUCGACCAAGAAGAAGAAGAGCACCCGGCCAUGGCGGCCACGUCGGCGGUGACCACCACCACCGGCGCGCGGUGGCGGAGCUGGGCGUUCGCCAACAUGGGCACGCUGCUCGCCCACUUCGGCUCGCUCUCCUUCUUCCUCGGCCCGCUCCUCGCCGCGUACGCGCCGCGGCGGCUGCUGCUCACCUACUUCAACCUCUUCCUCCGCCGCCGCGCGCGGCGGCUGCUCAACGCCGUCGACCCAUACAUCACCGUCGACAUCUCCGAGUGCCCCGCCGCCGCGCGCUACUACUCGAGGUACGACCCCGUGGACGCCCGCGACACCACCUACGACGAGGCGAAGGCGUACCUGAGCGCCACGUGCUCGUCCGAGGCCCGCGAGCUCCACGCCGAGGGCGCCGAGGAGGGCGACGGGCUGGUCAUCAGCAUGCGCGACGGCCAGGACGUCGCCGACGAGUUCGGCGGCGCGACGAUGUGGUGGUCGUCGGUGGCGGCGGAGCAGCAGGCGGCGCCGCCGCCGCCGCAGGGGGCGGCGGAGCGGCGGUGCCUCCGCCUCACGUUCCACAUGCGCCACCGCCGCCUCGUCGUCGACGAGUACCUCCCCCACGUCCGCCGCGAGGGCCGCGAGGUGCUCUUCAGCAGCCGGCGGCGGCGGCUCUACACCAACAACAAGAUGUCGGAGUACGCGUCGUACUCCGACGAGAAGGCGUGGAGCUACGUCGACUUCGACCACCCGACGACCUUCGAGACGCUGGCCAUGGAGCCGGCCAAGAAGAAGGCGAUCAUGGACGACCUCGACGCGUUCCGGCGGAGCAGGGAGUUCUACCGCCGCACCGGCAAGCCGUGGAAGCGCGGCUACCUCCUGCACGGCCCGCCCGGCACCGGCAAGUCCACCAUGGUCGCCGCCAUGGCCAACUACCUCGACUACGACAUCUACGACGUCGAGCUCACCGUCGUCGGCAACAACAACAACCUCCGCAAGCUCCUCAUCGAGACGACGAGCAAGUCCAUCAUCGUCAUCGAGGACAUCGACUGCUCCCUCGACAUCACCGGCGACCGCGCCGCGCGGCGGUCGCGGCCGCCGCCGUCGUACAGGGACGGCCACGACCGCCGCUCCAGCGACGUCACCCUCUCCGGCCUCCUCAACUUCAUCGACGGGCUCUGGUCGGCGUGCGGCGGCGAGCGCAUCGUCGUGUUCACCACCAACCACCUCGACAAGCUCGAUCCGGCGCUCAUCCGCCGCGGCCGCAUGGACAUGCACAUCGAGAUGUCCUACUGCGGCUUCGAGGCGUUCAAGACGCUCGCCAAGAACUACCUCGACGUCGACGCCCACCACCUGUUCGACGCCGUCGAGGAGCUCCUCCGGGAUGUCAACCUCACGCCGGCCGACGUCGCCGAGUGCCUCAUGACGGCCAGGCGCUCCGGCUCCGACGACACCUCCUGCCUCGAGAUCUGCGUCGACGAGCUCAAGAAGAGGGCGGAGGAGAGGGCAAAGGAGGAGGCCGAGGCGAAGGCGAGAGAGGAGGCCGAGGCGAAGGCCAUGGCGGAGUUCGAGGAGAAGGCGAAGGAGAAGGCUUUGGCCAAAGCCAAGGCAGUGGUGGACGCAGCCGCAGCCGCGGCGGCGGCAGCGGCGACGACGGCGACGGCGAAGCCAAACGCAACCAAGGAGGAGGAAGAAGAAGAAGAAGAAGAAGAAGAAGAAGAAGAAGAAGAUAGCCAAGAAGAAUCUUCUGCUGAUACAGGACAAUUCACCGAAUAAUUCAGAAUCAUCGCGUAGUUAUGAUGAAAACUAAUCAAAAUAUAUUUUGUAUUUUGUUCUACUAAUUUGUCAAUUCUACAAUGUACAGGCAAAUCAGUCUUUUGAUGACUUGAUCUAACUCUUGAUCAAGCAAGAUCUUUCAGAAAUUUUUGUGCUUGUUCUUA
Messenger RNA from Oryza sativa Japonica Group (Japanese rice), 4094 nucleotides. Lineage: Eukaryota; Viridiplantae; Streptophyta; Magnoliopsida; Poales; Poaceae. The record is from RefSeq and is a predicted model, not a curated record.